AUGGCAUAUCAGGCCCAGUCGGGGCGGAAUUAUGGCGGAGGGCCACCAGGAGCAGGAGGGAAUCAGUUCGGACCUGCCUCGUCCGCUGCUCGGGAUGCCGCCUUCAAUAACAUCUUCGGCGCCGCACCUCCCGGCCAGGGACGAAGCCAGACGAUGACGAGCGCGACCCCUCAGAUCCCCAAUGAUCGAGCGGCGACGAUGAGUGGAGCGAGUGCCCAAGGCUUCACGAAUAGAGGGCCAGCGAUGAGGCCGGGGACACAGCCGAACGGAGCAUAUCCCGUUCCGCCUCCACCUCACAGUAUGCAGCAACAGGGGUAUGGGGUCCAGAGUAGUCCGCAGAGACGACCGCCACCGCCACAAGCCCUACCACAGCCCAUACGGCCCGAUCGAACACCCUAUGGUCAGCCACAACGGGUGGACCCACGAGGAUAUCCCAUGCAAGGCCAGCAAACACGCUCCUUCACCCAGCGACCAUAUGCACCACCAGGCCCAGCAUUGAACACCGACGGCUAUCGUACGCAGUCACUAUCGCAAACACGACCACCCGUGUAUCAGCCACCCGGCGGCAACUACGCACAAUCGCCCGCCAAUGCCUUCCGAGCACAACCAUACCUCAACCAGCCCAAUCGAACAACAGCACAAGGUCGUGUGGUGCCAGAGCGGCAAGAUGAGCGGAGUAUGACGAUGGGUUCGCGGAUAGGAGAAGAUCACAUGCAAACGAUGAGUGGACGAGUCAUACCCAAUCGGCAACGGAUGGGAUCGGAGGAUACUACGGAUUCUAAUCCACACUCUGAGACGCCGACUAUGACCAAUGGAUACCACCCGGACCGUUUGACGAAUGGAUCUGGAGCACCCCAGAUGAACGGCAGGAUGCCCAGUAACGCCUCAACCAUCUCUAGGACGACGAGCAUGGCGUCGACUAUAGUUCCGCCAGGUCUAGAUGCCACAAGCCCACGCCCCUCAGUCACAGGCACGAUUCGAAGCGAUUCUGGACGAACAGGGACCAUGGUGGCUCAGAAGAAACCUUCGCUCGUCUACGGCGCACUUCUCUCGAACGUGGCGAAUGCCUUUCGGGAACGGGUGCCGUUGAUAGAAAAGGAGAAGGAUGGCUUGGUGUACAAGAAUGCCUUUUCUGGUUACGAGGCUGUGGAGCUCAUUGCGUAUAUCAUCCGCACGAGCGACAGGAACUUGGCAUUACUUCUCGGCCGAUCACUGGAUGCGCAGAAGUUCUUUCAUGAGGUGGCAUAUGCGCAUAGGCUUCGUGAUAGUCCUAACGAGAUCUAUCAAUUCAAGGAGACGCUCAAUGAGGAUCCGCCGGAAGUCAACGGCGUCUUUACGCUUUUGACGGAAUGCUAUUCGCCGACUUGCAAUCGAGAUAAUCUAUGCUACUCUAUCGCUUGUCCGCGACGACUGGAACAGCAGCAACGACUCAACAUGAAGGUGACGCCUGGUCUGCGCCGUGAGACGAGCCGAUCCAGUUUGCACGACGAGAUGGAGAAUGAGCAGAAACUGUGGAUCAAUACCGUAUCCAAGGAAGUCAGUGACGGUGUUUCGGAACGGGAGAGGAAGAGGCAAGAGACGAUCUCGGAACUAAUGUACACCGAGCGCGACUUCGUCAAGGACCUGGAAUACCUCCGCGACUUCUGGAUCAAGCCCUUGCGAACACCGGAACUGUCACCCAUCCCGGAGCAUCGACGCGAGAAGUUCAUCCGGACCGUCUUCAGUAAUUGCCAAGAAGUGCAUUCAGUCAAUGCCCGCAUGGCACAAGCCUUGACUCGACGACAACAGCAAAACCCUGUCGUUAGAAACGUGGGCGAUAUCUUCCUCGAGUACGUCGGCCUCUUCGCCCCCUUCAUCAAAUACGGCGCCAAUCAACUCUUCGGCAAGUUCGAGUUCGAGCGGGAGAAGUCGAGUAACCCCGCCUUCGCGCGGUUUGUGGAGGAGACGGAGCGGUUGAAGGAGAGCAGGAAGCUGGAGUUGAAUGGGUACUUGACGAAGCCUACGACGCGGUUGGCGAGGUAUCCGUUGCUGCUUGGCGGGAUUCUGAAGGUGACGGCGGAGGAUAAUCCGGAUCAGCAUGAUCUUGUUCGCGCGAUUGCGUUGAUUAAGGAGACGUUGACGAGGGUGAAUGAGGAGAGUGGGAAGGCGGAGAAUCAUUUCAAUUUGAUGGCGUUGAAUUCGCAGCUGAAGUGGGGACAGAUUCCGCAUAUGGAUUUGAAAUUGACGGAGGAGACACGGCAGUUGAUUUUCAAGAGUGCGCUCAAGAAGGCUCCGACUUCCGAGGCGGCGGAUGUGACGGCUUACCUUUUCGACCAUGCCGUGUUGCUUGUCAGGGUCAAGAUGGUGAAUAAGCGGGAGGAGAUGAAGGUGUAUCGGAAACCUAUCCCAUUGGAACUGUUGCAGAUCAAGGAGAUGGAUGCGGUGUUGCCGCGGAUGGGGGUGGUCAAGAGGCCGAGUAGUAGUAUGAUUCCCGGUGUGGUUACCAGGGCCACAGGGACCAUGACGAGCAGUGUGACGGGUAAGGGUGGGAGUGAUAGUCAGGGGUGGCCGAUCACGUUCAAGGGGUUGGGCAAGGGUGGGUAUGAACUUACGCUUUUCACGCAGAAUCAGAUUAUGCGGGAGAAGUGGAUGGAGUGUAUCCAGGCGCAGAAGGAGAAGUUGAGUGAACGGCAUCGGAUCUUUGCUCUUACGAAACUCUGCGAGGGGUUCUUCACGAGUACGGUCCGCAUUAACUGCUGUCGACCCAUGGACGGCGGGAGGAAACUAGUCAUCGGGACGGACUUUGGCGUCUUUGUCUGUGAACGGCGGCCAAAGGACGGCCCAGGUGCCAGUUCCACAGGCCCCAACAAACCACGUAAGAUGCUCGAAGCGAAAUUCGUCACACAGCUGGAAGUGCUAGAACAGCAUCAAAUCCUCAUCGUCCUCAGCGACAAAGCCGUCUACACCUACCCGCUCGAGGCCCUCGACCCAGAAGAAGGCCCUAACGCCCCGAGCAAAAAAGGCCGCCGGAUCUGCCACGCCAAUUACAUCAAUGCCGGGAUGUGUAACGGACAGACCCUCGUCUGCUGCGUGAAAUCCCACUCCCUGAGCAGUACGGUCAAAGUCUUCGAACCAAUGGAUAUGCGCGCCGGACGGCAAAAGAAAUCCGGUCUGGCGAAGAUGCUGGCUUCAGGUCAAGAGGUCCUGCGCCCGUACAAGGAAUUCUACAUCCCGAUGGAAAGCAACAGCGUCCACUUCCUGCGCUCCAAACUCUGCGUCGGCGGCGCCAAGGGUUUCGAAAUCGUCUCCCUCGAAACACUAGAAACGCAAUCCCUCCUCGACCAAGCCGACACUUCGCUCGACUUCGUCAGUAGGCGGGAAACCACCGUGAAACCCAUCUACAUCGAACGCAACACCUCGGAGUUUUUACUCUGUUAUAAUGAUUUUAGUUUCUAUGUCAAUAAGAAUGGGUGGCGGGCGAGGGGCGAUUGGAAGAUUUUGUGGGAGGGGAGGCCCGAAGCGUUUGCUACGUGGGGGGAGAAGUUCAUUAUGGCUUUUGAGCCGGAGUUUAUUGAGGUUCGGUCGAGUGAGAGUGGGGGGUUGGUUUGUAUUCAGACGCAGAGGCAGACGAGGUUUUUGCAUCAGAGUACGCGGGAGAUACUUUUUGCGUACGAGGAUGAGAAUGGAGAGGAUGUCAUUGCUUCGUUAGAUUUUUGGGGGAAGAGCUAG
Messenger RNA from Recurvomyces mirabilis, 3708 nucleotides. It is a transcript of the gene ROM2, whose product is annotated as RHO1 GDP-GTP exchange protein 2. The transcript has 2 exons. Bases 1 to 3708 code for a protein of 1235 amino acids. Gene Ontology annotation, biological process: intracellular signal transduction. Lineage: Eukaryota; Fungi; Ascomycota; Dothideomycetes; Mycosphaerellales; Teratosphaeriaceae. The record is from RefSeq and is a predicted model, not a curated record. Gene Ontology annotation, molecular function: guanyl-nucleotide exchange factor activity.